AUGCUGCGGGGUCAAUUACCAGUGAAAUCCUUGCAAGAACUGACUGCGAGAGUUCUUGGCGGUGCAAAGCUAGUGGAAAAAGUGGGGCGCUCGUCACUGAGAAGCCCGUCAGCUGCACUUCUUUCUCGAACCGACAUAUGGCUAAAAGAAGCCCUUGUAAAAAAGGGCGACAGAUUGCGCACUCAAAAGAUCUUAAGAAGAAAAGAAUUACACAAGAAAGGCCCACCAGAACUGUCGUUGGAUGCAGUCCUGGUCAAUCUUAGAAAACUUCGUCUUGCGAAAAAUGUCGACGCCUACUACACUCUGCUCAAUCGAUUGCAAUCAAGCCAAAUCCGAUGGAGAUCAAGAUCUGGAAGCUUCAUUAUCCAUCAAACUCCUGUUGAGCUGUACCGUGAGCUUUCCUACAUGUUGCGCGCUCAGUGUGCCGAUUUGCAUGAUCGAUCUGACAUCGUGUGUCUCGCUAGGUUUACGUUAGUGGUCCUUCGUAAAUACUCUGAGAUACUCGAAAAGCGAAGCACUUUGGCUCCUGAUAUCGUGUUUUGGGAAAACUGCGGGGCAAUAUUGACCCGUACCGGCUCUAUUUACUAUUUGAAACGAUUUCUAGAGCUGGUGAACCACGAGCCAUCAAAAAUUUACGCAUAUAUCGCCUUCUAUCUGCAAACAGAUCAAAUCUCACACCUUUCCUCAAUACUGAAAUCAAGUGACAUGCUGAGAUCUCAGCCGCUGCCUGGUGUUUUAGUUCCUCUUAUUCAUCAAUGUGUGAACAGGUUCGUAUGUCUUGGUUUGGAAGGGGACGCUCAAAUGGCACUAGAGUUGUUGAUGAAGCAAGGGAUACCGGACCUCUCUACAAUUUAUCGAAUUGAUCACUUGAGUCAAAAAUAUGGUGCUUUUAAACUUCAGCUGGAACUGAACAGAGCAAGAAACGAGCAAGGACCCGCCGUUUCUAUACCAUGGAAAACCUUCCAGAGAAAUUUAAGCUUUGGUGACUAUAUAGAGUUAUUGGUCGAAUCGCGUGUUCAAUUUUUCGAAGAAAGCCCAGCAAUGGAUUUUCUGUCGACCAAGCUUCCUGUAGAAGCCAUGUCAACAAAUUGGUGGUGCAGCUUCUUCGAAAAAACGAUGCCACCCGAAAGCUCAUGUCCUUCUUUGAAAGCGUUCCAUCUGAAUACCAUUCUUUCCCAUGUCGCCGCGCAUAGGUCCUUAGGUUUUGUCCUCUUAUUUUGGCACCGGCUGAUCUUGAACUUUGAUUGCACGGAAGACUUCAAGAAUACGCAUAAGUUAGCAAGCUGCAAAAAUCAAGGUGGCUUCCAUAUCUUGCUACAUGCUGCAGGAAAGUCUUCAGCAGCAAAGCUUGCAGGUUGCGAGCUCUUUAAUUUCAUUAAAGAGGCAAAGUGGCCUGAAUCUAGCCACGAUGUACCCCACUACACCUUGACAGAUAAGGACUACGCAAACCUCAUACGUUCAACACUUCCCGGAGAAGAUUUUCGGACCAUGUAUUUCUACUUGCGACAUUACCUUUUGGAUUUCGGGAAAGAGUGCAUUCAUGUCGAUAGAGAAGGGAAACUUAAUUGGAACUUGACAAGUGCGGUUGGGAACGUCCUCGAAAAAGUGCGGGCCAUGGAGAAAAAUGCUGCUGAAUUGGACGUUAUUCUGAAGCAGGUGGGUGAAUGGCAUCUUACCAACUAUUCUCAAACCAAUGAGGCAGUAAUUCCCGAAAGAACGCUAAAGGAUAUCUUUGGGGCCUUUCAUAUCCAAGAUCUAACUCCUAAACAGCUUUUAUCGCUAGAGUCUAGAAAUCUUGAAGAAAGCCGACAAAGUGGUGACUCAGGGAGUCGUUAUUCUUUGAUAGCAGACUGGGAAAAUGCUGAGCGUAUCCGGUCGACGCUCGAUCAUAUGCGUAAUAAAUUGAGCAAGAGCUGUUAG
Molecule: messenger RNA, 1920 nt
Organism: Lachancea meyersii CBS 8951
Lineage: Eukaryota; Fungi; Ascomycota; Saccharomycetes; Saccharomycetales; Saccharomycetaceae
Source: the annotation of a GenBank genome assembly